Messenger RNA from Aspergillus mulundensis, 717 nucleotides. RefSeq lists its product as uncharacterized. Bases 1 to 717 code for a protein of 238 amino acids. The record is from RefSeq and is a predicted model, not a curated record. Lineage: Eukaryota; Fungi; Ascomycota; Eurotiomycetes; Eurotiales; Aspergillaceae. Gene Ontology annotation, molecular function: dynein intermediate chain binding. The transcript has 2 exons. Gene Ontology annotation, cellular component: cytoplasmic dynein complex; cytoplasm. Gene Ontology annotation, biological process: microtubule-based movement.
AUGGCCAGCUCAACUACAUCCCCUCAAAUCCCCCAACACGUCUCCGCCCUCCUCUCCCACCUCACAUCCCGCCCGGGCGUGCAAUCAACCCUCAUCCUUUCCCGCAAAGACGGCUCAAUAAUCCAAACAACGGGCCUCCUCGCACCUCCUAAGCGACCAUCUGUUACGAGCGAAGCGUCCGCCCCCGUUCCUGCCCCCGGUGCAUCAGAAGACGCCGGACCAGCUACAGACGCCGCUACAUCUACGGACACAACCACAACCACCGACACCGAAACGCCCUCCACCGAAACAGAAUCUCAACUCCAAUCUGCAACCAGCACCUCAACGCAAACCCAGACACAAGCGCAAUCGAAACCCUACCAACCAACCCAAGCCGAGUCCCUCGCAGCACAUAUCUUUGCCUUUGUGUCUAGCGCGUCGAAUCUCAGUUUGGCGCUUGCGAAUCCGCUGGACGGGAAGACGUCUUCGGCAAAUGGAGUCGGUGAGACGGGGCUAGUCAAUGGGACUGGGGGAGGGACUGGGACGGGCGAGGGGGAAGGCGAGGGCUCGGAGGGGCUGGAUGAUGAUGAAGUUAAACUGAUGAGGCUUAGGACGAAGAAGCAUGAGGUUGUGGUUGUGCCCGAUCGGAAAUAUCUGCUUUGUGUUGUGCAGGAUGCGACGCCGACUGCUGCUGGCAGUGGCGGGUUAGCGACGGGGGCGGGGAGGUUUUCGAGGUAG